Symbiodinium sp. CCMP2592 is the source of this 2967-nucleotide messenger RNA. Lineage: Eukaryota; Dinophyceae; Suessiales; Symbiodiniaceae. The record is from the annotation of a GenBank genome assembly.
AUGCUUGGUGCAUGGCUAAGCUGUUGCUGCCGCAGCAGAGGGCGCACUUUCCUUCUACUGUCCUUCGUCUCCGUGACCGUCUUUAUCUUUCAGGUGAAGCAAGCAGAGCUCUUCGGGCAGGCAUCAUUUCGAAGUCCUUCUUUCGGAGAUCAUCUACUCCGCCGAGCUCUGCCUGAAACAACUACAAAUGCCACAUCCGUGAUAUCAAGUACUGCGACAACCUCACAGGUUGAAAUCAGAGCUUGUGAUGGCGAUCUUUCAUCUUUCAUCCAGAAAGGAUUCAGCCUGCCAGUCCUGCUGCUGGCGCAUCGGCGAGCCGAGAAGCUGUUGGAAACGUUGAGGAGCCUGGCUGGCGUGCGCGGCUUCUCUGCGAACGAGGUUCUCGUCUCCCAGGAUGGCAGUGACGAAGAGGUUGCCAAGGUGGUUGAUUCCAUGAAUAUUUCUCGGAUUGCCCAUGAUGCGAAGCCGCCAGUGAACUCCGGCUGGAGAUCUGCAGCCCUCAGGAUUGCCAGACACUAUCGAUGGAGCAUUGACGCUGCGUUCACGCACUUCAAUCAGACUCCGGGUAUCAUCAUCGUGGAAGAUGACCUGCGGUUUUCGCCUGAUUUCUUGGAGUACUUUCAGGCUGCUGCACCGGUUCUGGACUGUGACAGCACGCUUUGGAUCGUGUCUGCUUGGAACGACAACGGCUUCGACCACCUGGUCCGUGAGCCCAAAGGAUUGCUGCGGACGCAGUUCAUGCCUGGCUUAGGUUGGCUAAUGCUCCGCCGGCUUUGGAAAGAGCUGCAGCCCAACUGGCCGAACGUUGAUGAGAGGCGAAGGGAGCCGAAGAUGUGCAAUUGGGAUCACUGGCUCCGGAGUCCACAGCAGCACCAAGGUCGGUCCGUCCUCUAUCCGCAAGUGCCCCGCGUUUUUCAUCAUGGCAGCAUCGGUACGUUCAUGAGCUUGGGCUUGCAUGAGCAGUACUUCCAGCACAUUUUCCACAAUCAGGACAGCAAGAUCACCUGGCAACGCCCCACGGUGGAUAGCCCUUGGCUGGAUUUGGCUGUCUCGGCUGCCCGUCUUGAGCAGUACGAGGACCGGAUCGCGUGGCAACUUCGGGGUGCAGAAACGCCACGAUCGAUGCCGGCUCUGGUCAAGGCUCUGGCAUCGGGAACAGUUUCCACGCUGGCCAUAUGGAUCAACGUGAACCCAGAAGAUGUCAAGACGAGAAGUGGUGCCAAGCAGGGCUUCAGCAGCGUGGCCAAGUUCUUCGGACUUUGGCACGAGGGCCAGCGUGCUCUGUAUCGCGGUCUACACGAAUUUUGGUGGGGGAAGACACACGUGUUCCUGUUGAACUUGCACCCGAAGGUGGGCUACAUUGAAGGCAGGGGAGCCACUCAGUUGUUCCUCCCUGGCCUGCUCUUAAAGCAGGCUCAUGGCGAGCCGAUGGGCGUUGCUCUUCCAGUGAGGAUGCUUCCAGCAUCCUUGCAUCGUGCAGCCCUGCAGGUCAGCGGAGUCCUGAGCAUUCCAGUGUGGCCAAUGUGGAUAUUCCUGAUUGCUUGGCUUGUGAUUCAGGUCUCCGUGUUGCUCCUCGGCUGGUUGGUGCGGGAGCAAGCCGUCGCAUUGCGGAUGCUCGAAAUGCUUAGACACGCGGAAGGCCCACUGCUGUUGGACAUUCCGCACAGGGCAGCCGCAUCUGAUCUGGCUGUCACACGCAUGCUGCAGAUGGUUCCAAACUUUGGGCACUUAGUGCCUUCUGAUGUGGAGCCGUUCGUCGUCAAGGACCUUCAAGUGACUUUGCCGAUGUUCGAACGUCUCCACGCCGUGAGGAUGACUGGGCCUCAUUCUCUAGAAGACUUGCAGGAUGUGCUUCCAGACUUCACUGAGCUGAGAAUGCCGCACACCUUUGCUCCCAUUCAUGACCUUCCAGCUAGUCUUCCGGCCUCCCAGGGCUCAGAGCGGUGUCUGGCCGUCCUGUUUCAUCUGAUGCCAAACUCUGACUUCGUCUCCCCGGCGAGAUGCUUCGGAACAUCCAGGUUGCUCUACCUUUGCGUCGCUCAUGCAAUGGCAAAGACGGUAAGCCUGAGAGUUGACAGUGGCGGGCAAGUUGGUCUAGACGGGCUGGGUGCCUGGCGACCUCAAAGACUUCAAGAGGCAAUUGAGACUUUGAAUGGGACGGUUCAGCAGAACGUUCGCAUGGAUCCCGGCCGUGGGCAAGGCUCGCUUGCUGAUGCUUCGGAACACGUGGUGCUUGUCUCGAGUUGGUUGGUGAUGACUUUCAUGGGAAGCCACGGCGAUUUGACCAGCAAAUCUCAGCUUCGCCAGCUCACGAAUUGUGUGAGAACGGCCCUGUCAGAAGCCCUUCAGGUCUGCCGAGCAUCUCUUCAUGUCACCGACAUGUCUGUGAAGGGGGGUGACGAUAGCCUGGUGGAGAUGUUGCAGGAUGGUUGGCGUCCUAACUGGCAUCGUCAGCAUCACUACUUUACCGAGGAAGGGGGUGGCUAUAAGUUGGCGCAGAUGAUGCGCCGGGGCCAUGCGGCUGAUGCCUUCCGGCAGAUGAACUUCACACGGGUCAAGGCAUCAUACGAGGUGCGCGUCUUUCCGGAAAUGCGUGUGACCUCCAAGGAUGUCGUGCAAAGGAUCGACCGUCUGCAGAUUUUCAGCCGGUUUGCUGACUUGAACCACCUCUUGGUGCGGAGUCUGGCUCACCGAUCGGCACACGCAAGGCCCGCGGAAGGAGUGAUGCUGGAUGACAUCGGAUAUGGCCUUCGCGAAGUGAAGCCACGGAUGGCUUUGCCAGCCGUCGAGUUGGCGGACUGCAUGGAAGAGGGCUUGCUUUCAGAUGCGCGAGAGGUGCAUCAAUAUGUCAUUGGCCUAUGCUGCGUGCUGGUCCUUCUCAUCACCUGUGCGGGCUCGGCCAUCUUCUCGCUGAAGCAGCCGUCACUGGUGCCAAGCCGCACCAAUCCCCUCCUGGCUCUGCGAUGA